Molecule: messenger RNA, 800 nt
Organism: Racocetra fulgida
Lineage: Eukaryota; Fungi; Glomeromycota; Glomeromycetes; Diversisporales; Gigasporaceae
Source: the annotation of a GenBank genome assembly
UUGUUGUUCAUCUUCCAUCAUUUUUUGAGGAAUUGAAAGUUUUGGAAGAAAAAGGAUUAAAUACUAGUGGUCGUCUUUUAAUUUCGGAUCGAGCGCAUUUAGUGUUUGAUUUUCAUCAGAUAGUUGAUGGCUUGAAAGAAAAAGAAUUGGGACGAUCAAGAUCUGGUUUACGUGUUCAUCAUUUAUCAAAUCAUGAGGCGUUUGCAGAAAAAUUUCGCCAGUUAGUAGAGAACAGAAGAAAACGGUAUGGUUAUUUUGAAUAUGACGUUGAAGGCGAAAUCGAACCUAAUGCAUUGAUGCUUGAUCUGGAUUUUGGUACUUACCCAUUUGUGACAAGCUCUAACACUACUAUUGGUGGGGUGAGCACUGGACUGGGUAUUCCACCAACCAAGAUUGAUAAAGUGAUCGGCGUUGUGAAAGCGUACACAACGAGAGUAGGAGGAGGUCCAUUUCCUACCGAAUUGACAGAUGAAAAAGGAGAAUAUUUACAACGCGUUGGCGCUGAAUACGGUGCUACCACUGGACGAAAGCGCAGUCUGAAUUUGACCAAACUUGAUGUGUUGGACAAUCUUAAUGAACUUAAGGUGGCAACUGCAUAUUGUAUAGACGGAAAACCUUUAGAAAGCUUUCCAGCCGAUUUAGAUAUUCUCGAGAAAGUGACCAUCCAAUAUGAGGUAUUACAAGGCUGGAAGUAUGAUAUCUCAAAAUGUCGGCGGUUUUCAGAACUUCCAGAAAAUGCGCAAAAAUACGUAAAGUUUAUUGAAAAUUAUCUUGGCGUUCCUAGUAAGUCUCAAUUUUAA